This is a messenger RNA of Priapulus caudatus, 741 nucleotides long. Its product is annotated as methylthioribulose-1-phosphate dehydratase-like. Gene Ontology annotation, molecular function: metal ion binding; methylthioribulose 1-phosphate dehydratase activity. The record is from RefSeq and is a predicted model, not a curated record. Lineage: Eukaryota; Metazoa; Priapulida; Priapulimorpha; Priapulimorphida; Priapulidae. The transcript has 6 exons. The coding region runs from base 1 to 561 and encodes 186 amino acids. Gene Ontology annotation, cellular component: cytoplasm.
AUGAGGGUGAAAGACAAAAUAUAUAUUUCCCCAUCUGGAGUACUAAAGGAACGCAUUCAGAGAGAGGACCUUUUUGUGCUGAAUCUAGAGGGAGAAGAGCUGGAUGUACCGCCACCCUACAAGAAGCUACAUAGGAGUUCAUGCACCCCAAACUUCCUGAAUGCCUACACACUUCGAAAGGCCGGCUCAGUGAUGCACAUUCACUCGAGGAAUGCCGUGCUGGCUACACUGCUCUACCCAGGCAGCGAAAUCCGCCUCACUCACCUGCAGAUGAUCAAGGGCAUCCAUAACCCGACGACGGGGGUAAAUUUCAACUACGACCAUGAAAUCGUGAUUCCGGUGAUUGAGAACACGAGGGAGGAAGUCGGCUUGAAGGUGCCCAUGGCAGAGGCGAUGAUUAACUAUCCCGAGGCGAGUGCGAUCCUCGUGCGCAGACAUGGCAUCUACGUUUGGGGUGACACGUGGAAGCAAACCAAAGUCAUGCUGGAGUGCUUUGAACACUUGCUCGAUCUAGCGGUACAUAUGAAGAUGGCUGGAUUAAAUCCUAGCGAGGCUCCGUGAGGGUGGACCUGCAUAACCAAGCGCAGUCCAGGCGCAAGAAUCUUCCGCGGAUUUUCCGGGAUUUUAGUUCUUGGUUUUUAUGACGUAUGAAAUCGAUGCAAAUCUGUUAAAGUGAUUACGUCACCGUUAGUAGUAAAAGUAAAAAAAAAUAUUUCCACUUUUUCACAAAAUGCAAGUAAC